GUGCCCCGUCUACUGCUAGUGGUACAUGCUCGCGCGCGCGUGCCGGGUGCUCUUCCUCCCCAAGCCCCCCGCUAGGGUUUUGCCUGCCGCCGCCAUCCACCUCUCCUCUUUCGCCGCCGCCACUGCCCGACCGCCGAUGGAGGCGUCGCCUGAGUGGCCUGCUCGGCGGGUCCGGGAAACUUUCAUCCAGUACUACGAGUCUAAGUCGCACACGCGAUGGCCGUCGAGCCCCGUGGUCCCCGUCGACGACCCCACGCUGCUGUUCGCCAACGCCGGAAUGAACCAGUUCAAGCCGGUGUUUCUCGGCACUGCCGCCCCGGACUCGCAGCUUGGCCGCCUGAGCCGCGCCUGCAACACCCAGAAGUGCAUCCGCGCCGGCGGCAAGCACAACGAUCUCGAUGACGUGGGGAAGGACACCUACCACCACACCUUUUUCGAGAUGCUCGGGAACUGGUCCUUCGGAGACUACUUCAAGGAGGAGGCCAUCGGGUAUGCAUGGGAGCUCCUCACCCAGGUGUACAAAUUGCCUACUGAUAGAAUUUACGCAACGUACUUUGGUGGUGAUGAGAAAGCUGGCCUUGCUCCUGAUAUUGAGUCGAAGAAUAUAUGGUUAAAAUAUCUACCGAAAGAAAAAGUUCUUCCUUUUGGCUGCAAGGAUAACUUCUGGGAGAUGGGCGACACUGGUCCUUGUGGCCCAUGCACGGAGAUUCAUUUUGAUCGCAUUGGUAACCGUGAUGCAGCUUCAUUAGUGAAUAAUGAUGACCCUACAUGUAUUGAGAUAUGGAAUCUUGUGUUCAUUCAGUUCAAUAGGGAAGCUGAUGGUGCUUUGAGAACCUUGCCAGCAAAACAUGUUGACACAGGAAUGGGCUUCGAGCGUUUAACUUCCAUCCUUCAGAAUAAAAUGAGCAAUUACGAUACAGAUGUAUUCAUGCCGUUAUUUGAUGCCAUCCACCAAUUGGCUGGUGUUGGAAUUCAACCAUACUCUGGUAAAGUAGGCACUGAUGAUGUUGGGAAAGUUGAUAUGGCGUAUAGAGUUGUUGCCGAUCACAUAAGAACCCUUUCUUUUGCUAUCGCUGAUGGUUCUCAACCUGGCAACGAGGGAAGAGAAUAUGUUCUAAGGCGUAUACUCAGACGGGCUGUUCACUUUGGUCAUCAAAAAUUGAUGGCGAAGCAAGGAUUUUUUAGCUCCCUUGUACAUGUUUUUGUCCGCGUGAUGGGUGAUGUAUUUCCUGAGCUGAAGGAGAAUGAAAAGAAGAUAAAAGAUAUUAUCAAAGAUGAAGAGGAAAGCUUCGAGAACACUCUAGCAAAGGGGUAUGAGAAAUUUAAGAAAGCUGCAGAUGCUGUCAAGGAGAAUGGCGGGGCAGUACUUAGUGGUCAGGAUGCAUUUAUUCUGUGGGACACCUAUGGUUAUCCAAUUGAUUUGACUGAGGUCAUGGCAGUUGACUAUGGGCUGACUGUUGAUAUGGAGGGUUUUACUCUUUCUAUGGAGGAAGCGAGGCAAAAGGCUCGUAAUGCUCGCUUCAAGGCUGGGGGUAAAUCUAUUGUACUGGAUGCUAAUGCUACAGCACAGCUGCGCAAUCAGGGGCUUGCCAGCACAGAUGAUAGCCCAAAGUUCCAACACAAGGAGCAUCACAGUGUGGUGAAGGCUAUCUAUACUGGCUCAGAGUUCAUAGACACUGCAUCUGGUGCUGAGGACUUUGGUCUUGUGUUAGAAAGCACAAGUUUCUAUGCGGAACAGGGUGGUCAGAUAUAUGACACUGGGAGUAUUGAGGGGUUAUCUGGAUCUUUCACCGUGAGCAAUGUUCAAGUGUUUGCUGGCUAUGUCUUGCAUAUUGGUUCAUUUAUGGAAGGGUCUGACACUAAGGCUUUGUCUGUUGGUGAUGAAGUGAGAUGCAAGGUUGAUUAUAAUCGGCGCACUCUCAUUGCUCCGAACCAUACCUGUACCCAUAUGCUGAACUUUGCCCUAAGGGAAGUACUUGGUGACCAUAUUGACCAGAAAGGUUCCAUUGUUCUUCCUGAGAAGCUGAGAUUUGAUUUCUCCCAUGGGAAACCUGUUCAGCCUGAAGAUUUGAGAAAAAUUGAGUUCAUAGUGAACCAACAAAUAAAGGAGGAGUUGGAAGUAUCUGCACGAGAAAUAAAAUUAGCUGAUGCGAAGCGCAUAAAUGGUCUACGUGCUGUGUUUGGUGAAAUCUACCCUGAUCCAGUAAGAGUUGUAUCGAUUGGUCGCAAAGUUGAAGAUUUGCUUGCAAACCCUGAAAGCAAAGAAUGGUUAUCCAUAUCAACAGAGCUGUGUGGAGGUACACACAUUUCAAACACAAGAGAUGCCGCGGCAUUUGCUCUUGUAUCUGAGGAGGGUAUUGCCAAAGGUGUUCGCAGGAUCACAGCUGUCACUGCUGAAUGUGCCUUUGAGGCUAUGAAGUUGGCAUCAUCUAUUGAUGCUGAUAUUGAUGAAGCAUCUAAAUUGGAGGGAGCCAUAUUAGAAAAGAAAAUUGCUUCCAUCAAGAAUACGCUGGAUGCAGCUUCUAUCCCAGCUGCAAGAAAAGCUGAUCUAAGAGGAAAGGUCACAAAGUUAGAGGAUCAACUAAGAAAGGCCAAGAAGAAAAUGGGUGAUGAAAAUAUCCAAAAGGCUGUGAAGACCGCGAUCGAUGCUGCAGAAGCUGCUCUUUCUGAUGGAAAGCCCUUUUGCGUUGCUCAUGUUGAUGUGGGUCUUGAUACCACUGCUGUCCGGGAAGCGGUAGUCAAAGCCAUGAACCGUUUCAAGAGUUUGCCAAUAAUGCUAUUCAGCUCAGAUGAAGCAUCGAACAAGGCUGUUAUUUAUGCUGGUGUACCUCCUGAUGCACCCGAUGGCUUCAAAGUUUUGGACUGGCUUACACCUUCAAUUGCACCACUCAAGGGAAGAGGUGGCGGUGGCAAGAAUGGCCUUGCCCAAGGCCAGGGAAGUGAUGCUUCUCAGCUCAAGGAGGCCAUGGAGCUUGCUACCCAGAUAGCUUCCAUGAAGCUGAACUGAGCUGAUUUGUUGAGUGUACUUGGUGUGGCUGCUGAUGUUUGUUCUAUUUCGCAGUUAGCAGAAAUUCUAUUUUUUUUAAUACACAAACAUGAAAGUAAUCAUGAAAUCAAUUAGAAGCACUGUCUGUUUCAUUUGUACCAUGAGCAUGACCUUUGGGGCAUAAGGAUAUAAAAUCAUGAAUAUACUCCAACGUAUAGGACGGAGUUCGAGUGCUGCAGUUGUCUUGUUACAGAUCAGUUCAUCAAUAUUGAAGUAUAACGAAGCUGAUGUGGCAUAUUGAUCCA
This is a messenger RNA of Brachypodium distachyon (stiff brome), 3291 nucleotides long. Its product is annotated as alanine--tRNA ligase. Gene Ontology annotation, molecular function: ATP binding; aminoacyl-tRNA deacylase activity; amino acid binding. The record is from RefSeq and is a predicted model, not a curated record. The transcript has 22 exons. Gene Ontology annotation, biological process: tRNA modification; alanyl-tRNA aminoacylation. Gene Ontology annotation, cellular component: mitochondrion; cytoplasm; chloroplast. NCBI's taxonomy places the organism in Eukaryota, Viridiplantae, Streptophyta, Magnoliopsida, Poales, Poaceae. Bases 26 to 3007 code for a protein of 993 amino acids.